ACAUUUUGUCCAAAAAGAAGAGAUUCAAAGUUUCUUCAGUAAGAGAAAAGAAAAGAAACACAAAGGGCUAUAAUAUGGCCUAUUCAACUAAACUUUGUCUUCCUCUUAGAACACCAUGUUUAGCUCCAAAAACAGUGAGAUCAAAGACUGUGAUGAUUCUUCAACAGAGUCAAGUUCAAGUUCAAGUCAAACAUGUCACAGUUUCGCAGCCUCAGCCGAUCAGAUACUCCACCAAGAACACUGUCUUUGAAGAUCCGACGCAAGGGAUCAUAUGUUACACAGAUGAUAAUGGAGAGGUUAUAUGUGAAGGAUACGAUGAAGGUCCUCGUUGUCCCACACAGAGUCCAAUGGUAGCUUCUUACUCAAGAGAGGUAGAGAUUCUUGAUCUCCUGCAAAGAAGUUAUCAAGAACUGAGGGGUGCUGAGAAAGAUGGUCAAACACAGAUGAUUGCUUCACAACCAGAGUUAAAGAUGAUCGAAUGGAGCAGCUUUGACUUUCUCUAAAUCUCUUUUCUUUUUUUUCCUUCUAAAAUCAAAAUCUGUUCUCUCUUCAGAAAUAGCCUCUUGAAUAAGAAUGUACAUACAUGAAAAAAAAGGCUGUGAAAGAAGCAGCCAUUUGCUUCUUUCUUGUUUCGAUAUUUUGUAAGAACACAAGCAUGGAUAUAUAUAUAUGUGUCAGGAUUCUGAUUUCAA
Capsella rubella is the source of this 692-nucleotide messenger RNA. RefSeq lists its product as uncharacterized. The record is from RefSeq and is a predicted model, not a curated record. The transcript is spliced from 3 exons. NCBI's taxonomy places the organism in Eukaryota, Viridiplantae, Streptophyta, Magnoliopsida, Brassicales, Brassicaceae. The coding region runs from base 75 to 503 and encodes 142 amino acids.